Messenger RNA from Helobdella robusta, 4641 nucleotides. RefSeq lists its product as hypothetical. Lineage: Eukaryota; Metazoa; Annelida; Clitellata; Rhynchobdellida; Glossiphoniidae. Gene Ontology annotation, molecular function: catalytic activity. The coding region runs from base 1 to 4641 and encodes 1546 amino acids. The transcript has 13 exons. The record is from RefSeq and is a predicted model, not a curated record.
AUGACAUGUACCUACAGCAGUGUGACAGCGUUAGCAGCUGUUUUAUUCAAACACUCAGCUACCAACAACAGCAGCCACAACAACAACUACAACAGAAGCCACGAAAGCGGCCACAACUUCCAAAAAAUCAGCUUCAAAGUUUUAAUAAGAAAGAUGAAAAUAGAGGCCAACAAAUACUACCCUAUAUCCACCAACAAAAACAAACUAUUGACCAACAACAACAACUACCGCAACUAUUAUGCCGCCAACAACUACUACUGCAACAACUUCCAAUACUACUACUACCACCAACACCAGAAAUGUCGCAACUACAACUACCUCUACUACCUCAGCCACAACAACGAUCGCUUUUACUACUGCUACUACUACUACAACAGCAACAGCGUCAACAGUUUGAAAAUGGCGAAUCGUGCGCGGAUAAAAUCAUUUGGCGACGAAAGGAUUUCGGCGAAUUUAAUUUUAUGCAAUGGCAUACGCGCAUUUUACACUCAACACUACAGCAAAGACAUCAACAAAUGCAGCAGCAACAACAUCAACAACAGCAACUACAACAACAGAAACAGCAAAUUAGUGUUUAUGAUUUCAUCCAGCUUGAAUUAUCCGGAUCGCAAUUAUCAAAUCCGUAUUCCGGGCGGGCAAAAGUUUCGCCCAAAAAACCAAAAAAUUCUAAUUAAAACAUUCUGGAAGUUUUACCUCUGUCCAACUCGGCUCCAAAAACCAAUUCGACACCAAAAAAAUUUUGCCAGAAGUGUCGUUCGUUACGUCAUAGAGACGUUUCGGUACAGAUUUACAAAUAAACCGAAGAUUAAAAAUAGUAAAGGUAACAGAGCCAAUAUCAACAACAUGCCAAUAAUUUUGAACCGUUGCAAGACCAGCUACAACAUCAACAACAACAACAACAUCCGCAACAUCAACAACAACAACAUCAGCAACAAAAACAUCAUCAACAGCAACAACAACAUCAACAACAACAACAACAUCUACAAAAGAAACAUCGGCGGUGCGCAGGGCUCCGUCAAAUUCGCCCAAUUUAGAAGGCCACAACAACAAAACAUUCAUACCUAUGAGCAGUGCCUUGUUCUCACCGAAUACGAUGAAGACAACUUCAACAACGUCAACAACAACAUCCGAAACGACAUCAACAACCUAUACUACAACAAAAAUAACUUUCUGUAUUUCAACGGUGACAUCAACAACAGCAACCACAACAGCAACAACAGCAGCAACAACUACGACAACAACGAUUUUCAAUUUUUAGAAUCCUACAACUUUGGACAAAUGCAAGCAGCUUAUGAUAUUUUACAAGACUUUAACGCGGUUUCAUCGCUUAAUUCCACUUUUAAGAGCAUAAACAAAGACAGCAAGAACACGAACAAAGACAACAAAAUUUUAAACAAAAAAAACAAAAACAUGAACAAAGACAACAACAACAACAUAAACAAAGACAACAACAACAACAAACACAACGACAUCAACAAACUGAAAUUUCCAUUCUGCAAUCACUUGCGAAUAAUCGACUCCCUUAGCGAUUUCGACCUACAGGACUGCUCACCGCCACUCUUCAAAAAAUACAAACAAGGUAAAAUUAGCGAACCUGCCAACCAAGAUCCCAGCCGGAAUCUCAAAAAUUACAACAACAACAACCACAUUGACAACAACAACAACAACGACAACCACAUUGACAACAACAACAACGACAACCACAUUGACAACAACAACAACGAUAACCAUAUUGACAACAACGACAACAACAACGACGAUUAUGAGAAUAAUAGUGAUGGGCGAAAUUCAGGAAUGUGCGAGUCGGUAUUGAGUCGGUUAUUGAGGUUGGAUCGAAAUGCCAAGGCGGUACAUUGCUUAUUCGAGCAGGCGAUCUCAUUCUACAACUGUGAGGAUGAUUAUUCGCAAUCUGCCAGAUGUCGUCAGUGUAAGACACGCAGGAACCGCUGCAACAAGCACGAAAUGUGGUUGGUUGCAAAAAACAGUUCCCUGCUGUCGCCUGAUCUGACACUGAUCAUUUUGCCUAUUUCCUUAAGAAAUUUAAGGGUGUUGGGGUCCAUCGGGCCGAGAACCUCGAUGCAUAUUGGCAAGAAUUCCAUCGAGGGGAGGGCAUUCCCAUAUUUUUUCAUUUUCUCGUCCGCUGCCCUGGCCGCGGCCAAACCGCAUUCUUUACUUGUCAGGUUUACGUAUCGUUCGGCGAGGGUGCCAGGGACCGUAACAUCCCACGCCAAACAUCUGCCGGCUCUCCAAGGUAUUAGCGUGCAUCCGUCCGGGCGCCUACCAUCAUGCGCAGAAAUGCCGGGUGGUUCCUUGAGAACCGGGAUUGAAGCCUUGGAGAAGAGCCGACAAAUAGAUAUACAAACGAGAAUAAACCUAUUAAACGUUUAUUCUGCCGUUAAUGCGGCUCACAAACUGUGGGUAUGUUCACUGCUGAUUCCACACCUACUGAACAACACAAAGGUCGUCCCGUGCCCGUUCUACGAGCAAGUCGUCGAAAACAGAUCUAAUAAAAAGGGUGGUGGUGUCGGGAUAUUUCUCAAAUUGGGACUAGAUUAUACACUUUUCGACAAUGCCCUAUCAACGGACGACGUCGCCGAUUGUCUAUGUAUUGAAAUUAAAUUUCACAAAUCCAACGUCAUCGUAUUUGCUAUCUAUAGACCACCUAACUCUGACCCCUCCAAUUUAAUUCAAAAACUUGACCUCGCUUUAUCUAGUCUUAAAACCAAUUCUAAAGUUUACCUUGUCGGCGAUUUCAACUUAGAUCUCUCAAAGGCCUGCUCUGAUAAACUCGUUGCUUCCUUUUCCGAUUUACUGGCUUCCUUCAACUUUGUUCCUCUUAUAUCUCAGCCUACCAGAGUGACUCAUUCUUCCUCUUCUAUAAUAGACAAUAUCUUCACAAGCAAUCUAUCUCAUCACAUUUCUGGUAUUCUUUUACAUGACUUUUCCGACCAUUUUCCUAUUUUCGCUUUAUGUCCAAAUUAUUGUUUCCCCAUUCCAACAGCUCCAAUUAAACUUCGUAGAAAUCUCUGUCCUGAUUCUCUUAGGAAAAUCAACCUCCAACUUUCUGUCCAAGACUGCAAACUUUCAACAGUUCCUCCAGGUACAACGCUAAACAACGACGACAUCGAAUCAACAAUGUUUCGAGUAUGCGUCAACACUGCUGAUGCUACUAAAAUGCAAGACCCUGAUAACAUGCCCGAAGAUUAUAAUUUUUUAUUCAAAAACAGAUCUAAUAAAAAGGGUGGUGGUGUCGGGAUAUUUCUCAAAUUGGGACUAGAUUAUACACUUUUCGACAACGCCCUAUCAACGGACGACGUCGCCGAUUGUCUAUGUAUUGAAAUUAAAUUUCACAAAUCCAACGUCAUCGUAUUUGCUAUCUAUAGACCACCUAACUCUGACCCCUCCAAUUUAAUUCAAAAACUUGACCUCGCUUUAUCUAGUCUUAAAACCAAUUCUAAAGUUUACCUUGUCGGCGAUUUCAACUUAGAUCUCUCAAAGGCCUGCUCUGAUAAACUCGUUGCUUCCUUUUCCGAUUUACUGGCUUCCUUCAACUUUGUUCCUCUUAUAUCUCAGCCUACCAGAGUGACUCAUUCUUCCUCUUCUAUAAUAGACAAUAUCUUCACAAGCAAUCUAUCUCAUCACAUUUCUGGUAUUCUUUUACAUGACUUUUCCGACCAUUUUCCUAUUUUCGCUUUAUGUCCAAAUUAUUGUUUCCCCAUUCCAACAGCUCCAAUUAAACUUCGUAGAAAUCUCUGUCCUGAUUCUCUUAGGAAAAUCAACCUCCAACUUUCUGUCCAAGACUGGUCAUCUGUCACUACUCAAGAUAAUAUUAAUACAUGCUGCUCUACGUUUUAUGCCAUUCUUUUCUAUAUUCUGGACUCCGUUUCCCCUCUGCUUCCAGUCAAUUAUAUUUAUAAAAAAACGCUAAAUAUCAUCAAUAAACAUGAUGCAAUGGUCCUUCUAUUACAAGCUGCUUUUUUGCCUCGUCUUGUUUAUUUUUUGAGAACAUCCCCUCUGUUGGAUGUUUCGAUCCUCAAUAGUUUUGACGAUCACCUCCGUGACGCAUUCCAGUCCAUCUUCAACAUAAAACUCGAUCAAAAAAAUUGGUUGCAGGGGACGCUGUCUAUAUGUGUUGGUGGCCUGGGUUUGGGUUCCGCGGCUGAGCUGGCACCUUCUGCCUUUUUGGCUUCUGCUGCUGCCACGGUGGCCCUUCAGGAUCUGAUGUUGUCGAGAGAUGGGAUUUAUGUCGAUAACUUCAGAAUGCAAGUAUACGACAUGUGGCGCGCCACCAACGGAGAUGUGGUUGCGCUCGAAAACCCCUCGCAAAAACACUGGAUCGCCCCCUGUCUUAAUAGAUCAGUUGAUCGAUGGCUGCAACUGAAUGGCUCUACUUUUGACAAGGCUAGAAUUAUGGCUGUCAAAAGUGAGUUGGACUCCUCCUGCUUGAGAGCGCUACCCAUCACCUCCUGCGGCACUAAAUUGGAUGACUCCUAUGUUCGCGUGAGCCUUGGUUUGAGACUCGGAGCCCAGAUCGACCUUGAAGUUUUUCGUGUUUCCGGUUGUAGUUUCAUAUUUAACAUUGUUAAUAAUAAUAAUAAUAAUAAUAACGUAGUACAUCCCUAUUUUACCCCAGUGACGUAA